AUGACGUCCCCCGACUUGCACGCCCGACUCCGCGCCGCCCUUCCAGAGGGAGACGAGGCCCCCACCCUCCCCUCGGCGGCGGCCCUUGCCAACGCCUCGGCCUCGCUCCCGCGGCCCGCUGGAGAGGGGUACCUCUUGCCGCUGGGGGCCGAGGCCACCCUCUCGCACAUCAUCGACGAGGUCGUCCCGGGCCUCAACGGACAGGCGCGCAGCGGGCGGUACUACGGCUUCGUCACGGGCGGGUCGCUGCCCGUGGCCGAGGCGGCGGACAACAUCGUCUCGGCGCUGGAUCAGAAUGUGCAGGUGCACCUGCCCUCGCAGACGGUGGCGACGGAGUUGGAAAGCGUCGCGUUGCGCAUGCUCGCUGACGUGCUGGGUCUAGAGGAUGGCAAGGGGGCCAAGGAGGAGGAGGAGGUCUGGAAGGGGAGAACAUUCACAACGGGAGCCACGGCGAGCAACAUUCUCGGUCUGGCUUGUGGACGGGAGGCGGUCAUUGAGAAACGAGGGGGCAGGGUCGGUGAGGCGGGCAUCCUGGGCGCGUGCUUGGCGGCGGGCGUGAAGGAGAUUCAGGUGUUGACGAGCAUGGGACACAGCUCAUUGUCCAAAGCGGCAAGCGUCGUCGGGCUGGGCAGGGCCAGCGUCAAGGAGCUACCUGUCAGCGCCGACGAGCCGUGGAGACUGGACCUGGGCGCUGUGGAGAGGCACCUACGCAGAGAGGGCGUGGCGAGUAUCAUUGCUGUGAGUGCUGGGGAGGUGAACACCGGUCGGUUUGCGACUGGUGGUUUGGAGGAGAUGAGGAGGUUGAGGGAGUUGGCGGAUCAGUUCGGGGCGUGGAUCCAUGUUGAUGGAGCCUUUGGUAUCUUUGCGAGGGCUCUGGAGCCGACACCUGAAUUUGAGAGGAUCAGGGAUAUGGCCUCCGGGUUGGAGCUUGCAGACAGCAUCACUGUCGACGGACACAAGCUCUUGAACGUGCCCUACGACUGCGGCAUGUUCUUCACACGCUCCCUCUCGACCCUGACAUCCGUCUUCACGAACCCCAACGCAGCCUACCUCUCCUCGGGCCCUUCGUCCAUCCCCUCCCCGCUCAACAUCGGUCUCGAGAACUCGCGCCGCUUCCGUGCCCUCCCUGCCUACGCUGUGCUGCGCUCCGAAGGGCGCGCCGGCCUCGCCGCGAUCCUAGGGAGAAUGGUCCUUCUUGCGCGCCGGCUGGCGCAGUGGAUCCGCGAGUCGGAGGCGUACGAGUUGCUCCCCGAGGGGAGCUGGGACUUGGAGGAGACGCACAUGGUUGUCCUCUUCCGGGCGCGGGAUGAGGAGGUGAACGAGGAGCUGGUUGGACGGAUCAAUGCCACGCGAGAGAUGUAUGUCAGCGGGACGAGCUGGAAGGGGAGGAAGGCUGUGAGGGUUGCGGUGGGGAGUUGGAGGGUUGAUGUAGAGAGUGACUUUGGCGUCGUGACGCGGGUUUUGGAGGGUGUUGCCAAGGCCUAG
This is a messenger RNA of Colletotrichum spaethianum, 1485 nucleotides long. Its product is annotated as L-2,4-diaminobutyrate decarboxylase. Gene Ontology annotation, biological process: carboxylic acid metabolic process. The transcript has 3 exons. The coding region runs from base 1 to 1485 and encodes 494 amino acids. Gene Ontology annotation, molecular function: carboxy-lyase activity; pyridoxal phosphate binding. The record is from RefSeq and is a predicted model, not a curated record. NCBI's taxonomy places the organism in Eukaryota, Fungi, Ascomycota, Sordariomycetes, Glomerellales, Glomerellaceae.